AUGUACAAACAAUACAAGCUUUCUCAAGACCUCCGGGUUCGCCGAGUUUCUAGCAGAGCACCUGCUUUUUCUACGAAAUCUCUGCAGAGUGGGAUCAAGGGUGUGACAAGAUUAGAAGAUUAUGUCGGAAAAUAUUUGAUCGCUAUAUUUUAUCCUUCAAACUUCCUGAAACUUUCAUCAGAAGAGCUAUUAAAUUUUAAUGGUUAUUUGUCAGACUUUCAAGAAAUCAAUUGUGAAAUUUUAGCGAUCUCCCCUGAUUCCCUAGAAUCUCAUAUCGCAUGGUAUUGCGCGCCAAUUCAGAAGAAUGGGCUUGAUGAAAAUGUCCACUUUCCAUUAUUGGAAGAUAAAAACAUGAGAAUCUGCAAAGCAUAUGGAGUUUCUAACGAGGAUAAUGGAAGUGCUUUAAUGAGCAUUUUUGUAAUCGAUACAAACGGACUGAUACGCGUUACUAUAUGUUUAGAUAAAGGGAUACACUUCUCUGUAAAGGAUAUACUACGAAUGGUGAAAGAGUUACAAAUGAAAGAUAAGGAAGAUGAGUCGGAUAUUUUAAAACACUCAGAAACAACAAUAACAACGCCGCUACUUGAUUAG
Messenger RNA from Schistosoma rodhaini, 591 nucleotides. Lineage: Eukaryota; Metazoa; Platyhelminthes; Trematoda; Strigeidida; Schistosomatidae. The record is from the annotation of a GenBank genome assembly.